This is a messenger RNA of Danio rerio (zebrafish), 2263 nucleotides long. Lineage: Eukaryota; Metazoa; Chordata; Actinopteri; Cypriniformes; Danionidae. The record is from RefSeq and is a predicted model, not a curated record.
GCUGUCCGCUGUAAUGAUUGGCUGGCUCCAGGGUCAAGGAAACGGGAAGCGCACAGGUUGCGUGUUCUUGAUUACUUUCUGGGGAGGAGAAGAAGCCAGAGCGCGACUGCGGCGGAUCGACACUUUCAGAAACGCCUGGUAUUUACAACCGGAGGGGCGUGCUGACAAAUAGCACAACUCGUCGUCCAUAAAUGGGGUGCUUCUUCUCCAAAAAAUCGAGGAGGAAAUCUCCCAAAAAAGACGCUGCUUUACCCACCGGGGACGAGAGCGCUACGGGCAAUGACCUCGCCGAAACCAACAACACUGCGCUGGGCAGCAACAGCAACCAGGAGGCUCCAAAGCAAUACAGCUGGGACAAACGAGAAAAGGUCGACCCCAAAGACUUUAUGCUGACAGGCCUCAAGAAUGAGACCGUGGGCAGGUUACCAGGCAAGCUCAACGGUCAGCAGUUUGUCAUUCAGGACUGCGAAAACUGUAACAUAUUUGUGUUGGACCAUUCGGCAACUAUUACCAUCGAUGACUGUGUGAACUGCCGCAUUGUGUUAGGUCCGGUCAAAGGCAGUGUGUUCUUCAGAGAUUGUAAAGACAUCAAAUGCGUGGUGGCCUGUCAGCAGUUCCGCACGAGAGACUGCAAGAAAAUGGACGUCUUUUUGUGCUGCGCCACCCAGCCCAUAAUCGAGUCUUCUACAGGCAUGAAGUUUGGCUGCUUCCAGUAUUACUACCCUGAGCUGGCUUUCCACUUUAAAGAUGCAGGUCUCAGCAUUUUUAACAACAACUGGAGCAAUAUUCAUGACUUCACACCUGUCUCUGGAGAAACUAACUGGAGUCUCCUGCCAGAGGAUGCUGUUGUCCUGGACCAUGUGCCUCUUCCAGAUCCUGAGUCAGAGUUCAAGUCUGUGAGAAUUGCUACUGAAGCAGGUCGGAGUAUAGUGCCUCUGACUAAAGGGAGCCGGCGAACAGAGAGCGAAGAGUCUUGUCUGUUUGUGUUCUUCGCUGGAGACUACACCACUGCUAAUGCCCGCAAGCUCAUCGAUGAGGCAACUGCUAAAGGCUUUGUCCUGAUUCAGACUAAAGAGGUUUCCAUGCGCCCUGAGGAUGUGAGCCGAGUGUUCCAGAAUAAUGCAGAGAGCCUUACUGAAUGGAUCACCAAAGGUCCAGUGGUAGCGCUUGAGCUGAAUGGAGACGGUGUGGUGGAAGCGUGUCGAUCCUUUGCCAAUGAAGUGUUCAACGGAACACAGCUGUUUGUUUCUGAGAGCAAAAAUACAUCCUCGCGUGAUGUUGACAACUUUUUCAACUUUGCUGACAUGCAGAUGGGCCUGUGAAACUGGGGCAGAGGGUCAGCUCAAUUUAACGUGGGUUCAAAUUUUCUUGGUUUUGUCAAUUUUGAUACAGUAUAAUGAAAUUACAUCAUAUGUGAUGCCACUGAGACCAUUUAAUGGGUUAAAACCACUAUUCACUUUUUUUUCCUCCAGAAAAAAAACAGAAAAUUGUUCUAGGGUGGAUCUGACAAUUUGACAUUUUCAUGUUGAUUAUAUUGACAUAUUGUCAGCGAGUUUAUUUGGAUCCAAUCAAGAAGGCAAGUGCCUUUAGAUAGAGUACUAGAACUAAAGUCUAAUCAAACAUUGCUGUGGACAAUUUCAUCGCUUAUGCUGAAAAUAAUGAAUUUGAUUAUAUAGAUAUUUAUUGAAUUUCCUUUUUUUUCAUAAAUGUAUAGCUGGAAAUUGUUUUACUCUGUCUUGGCUGUAUACAGUACGUCUCCUUUACUUAGUGUAUAGUCAUCAUGCCUGUGUAUAUUUGUUAGAUGUAAAAACAAUAUUGUUCAGAUUUUGUCACAUGCCUAAAAACAUGAAUUGUAUUGAAUUAGAUUUUUUUAUAUGACCGAUAUAAAUGUAUUUUAUUUUACAGUUAGCAUAGCUUUUUAUUUGUAUGUUUUUUUCAGUAUUGUCUUGUUUUUCAAAUGACAUCUGUUUUUAUUGUAUAAGUUUUUACAGUAGCACUGUUCUGAAAAGAAUGUAAAUGCUGAAACUGAUAGGUCGAAUGUACUACUAAACAGGAGCAUUAAUCGUCUCCUUUACAUUGUUCUAUUUUUCUAGGAUCAUUUUAAAGAGCACAACAACUUUUCUGUGACCAGAAUCAUUUGUACACUUCAAAAGAAAAAAUAGUGAUUUUUUUUUUUUUCUUCUAAAUGUUCCUAUUUGUACAAGACAGUUUUUUAGGGAUGAAUAAUAACUGUGAUUUGUCAAUACAAUCAUACUGAUCGAAA